Molecule: messenger RNA, 593 nt
Organism: Camellia sinensis
Lineage: Eukaryota; Viridiplantae; Streptophyta; Magnoliopsida; Ericales; Theaceae
Source: RefSeq, a predicted model, not a curated record
AAAGCUUCAUGCCUCCUCCUCACUCUUUGAUUUCCCUCUCGCAAGCAAGAUCAUGGUUAAAAAUUUAUCAUAUUCCACCACCGAGACUUGUUUAAGGAAGGAAUUUUCAAAUUUUGGCCAGAUAGCCGAAGUUAAGCUUGUUAUGGAUGAAAAGGCGAAGAGGUCAAAAGGGUAUGCUUUUAUUCAGUACACUAGUCAAGACGAUGCCCUGCUAGCUCUAGAAAGCAUGGAUCACAAGUAUUUUGAUGGCAGGGUGAUCUUCGUGGAACUUGCAAAGCCAGGGCGCAAUGCGUUUGGUGUAUACCCAAAAACCACCGGACCACCACAAGAGCAGAACAUUGCGAAUCAAGAUGAGGCAACGGAGUGAGUAGGAGUAUCACUUUUCAGAUUUCUGUUUGGCUUGCAAAGCCUGCAACAGGUUAGGCUUAGCCUAGUGUUUGUGCAUUGUUGAUUCAAUCUUAUAUGAAAGAUCCUUCAAAAAAUGAUUUUUCUGUCUAUGUGAUGGGCACAACAUUGAAUGUUUACUUGGAAGUAAAUGAGUUGUUGAAUUGCUAGCCAUUUUUUGUUAAAUGAAUAUACUGAAUUACUAAUAA